AACAACAAAACAUAUUCUUCUAAAUGCAGUAAGAGACUCAGCCACUGCAGCUCUGAAACAUUUCAUCCAAAAGCUAUAUCCUUCAUCAUGAGGGAAAGGAAAGUUGCUCCCAAACGAUGGAGAUGGCAUCUGGAGCUUGUCUGCUGAGAGGCGAUCAUUCCGGUUGAGUGCGACCCAGGGACCAAUCUGUUUGGUUUAUCUCCAACCUGAUAGAGCCCACAGGAAAUUACAGUGGCCAACAGAACAAAACAGACGGGCAACGUUGCACGAGCGAGCGGCAUUUAACAGGGAGAAUGUUUUCCGAUGUCUCGAAGUUCUGAACGAAUGAAAGCACUGUUUGGGUCGCUUCCGAAUUUUGUGAACUUUUUUACAGGUCUUCCGGAGUUUUAAUUUUCUUUGCUUGUCUACAAGGACGUUUUCGAUUACAAAUAACGAAGACCCAGCCCAAUUUUCAUGGUGGAACACCAAGCACGAGGCUCUCUUCUCUCUUGUGUACUCUGACCUGUCUUUGUUCCGUUCCUCGGACUGUCUGCUAUAUAUUGACAGACAGCCACUGAAGUUCGUUGCCUCAGUUCUGAACCAAUCUCAGGUUGUAAGGAAUAUUUAGGGAGGAUCAAUGGAAAGCAAGCGAUUUAUGAGUUGGAAGAAGAGUUCUGUGCGGUUGCAUGGACUAGAGAACUUAGAGGAGGAUGAAGAAUUGGGCAUACUAUCCUCAUUGUCGUUAUCAUCGAUCCCUCCUCCGCAGACACCAAAGGAACCCAUGGAGUUCUUAUCAAGAUCUUGGAGCCUUUCGGCUUCUGAAAUCUCAAAGGCUCUUGCUCAGAAACAGAAACGUUUUCUUCCCGACAAGAAUCCUGAUAUGAUCUCAGAGACGAUUGCUGCAUCACAAUUUCUAUGUAGAACAGUCAAUUCAGUUCAUGUUCCACGUACAACAUUGGUUGGAAAAUGGUUCCACAAUAAAGAACUUAUCAAUAAAAAAGUGAAGAAGAAAGAAAAGGUGCGUGCCGACAAUGCUCGCAUCUAUGCUGCCCUAUCUGUGGCAGGGGUUGCUGCAGCCUUAGCUUCUGUGGCUGCGGUAGAGAGUUCCAACAGCCCCACCUCAAAAAUGACAGCAGCUGUUGCAUCAGCUACAGAGCUCUUGGCAUCUCACUGCAUUGAGGUCGCUGAGUUAACAGGUGCUGAUCAUGACCGGGUGGCCUCUGUUGUUAGAUCAGCUGUGGAUGUUAGAACUCCUGGUGAUUUAAUGACUCUGACAGCUGCAGCUGCUACAGCUUUGAGAGGAGCAGCUGCCUUGAAGGCAAGGGUGCCCAAGGAAGUCAAGAACAACGCCACAAUAAUCCCCUAUGAUAGGAGUGUUGGAGCAACUUGCCCUGUUGCUGUUUGCCAGAGUGAAAUUGAGAUUCAGUGUUCUCUCUGCAAAGGCGAACUACUUCAUCUCACACGGAAAGGUGUAGUACGUUGGAAGCGAGUGUCAAUUUACAUCAACAAGAAGUCACAGGUCAUCGUUAAACUCAAAAGCAAACAUGUUGGAGGAGCCUUUUCAAAGAAGAAAAAGUGCAUUGUUUAUGGUGUCUGUGAAGAGAUUCCAGUGUGGCCAGUAAUGAAAGAGAGGGUUGGUGUUGAAGGAUGCUUUUUUGGAUUGGAAACUGCCCAGGGUCUUCUAGAAUUCAAGUGCAUCAGCAAGAUGCAUCAGCAAAAAUGGGUUGGUAGCAUACAAAAUUUGCUUCAACAAGGCAGCUUUAUUGGAGGGACACAAACCUCCACUCAAUUGUUAAGUAUUGAUUGAAGAUUUUGAUCAAUUAGUAACUAUGACCCAUGGCAAAUGAGAUAUUUAGGAGUUGUAGAUAGCAUAUGGUGUUUCGUCACCAUUUCCAUGGUAUAAUACAUAUUUAGCUCAAUGAAACACACUAUAACAACAUAUCAUUGGACUAUUUUUU
Nelumbo nucifera (sacred lotus) is the source of this 1937-nucleotide messenger RNA. Its product is annotated as VAN3-binding protein. The record is from RefSeq and is a predicted model, not a curated record. Gene Ontology annotation, biological process: leaf vascular tissue pattern formation; phloem or xylem histogenesis; auxin-activated signaling pathway. Lineage: Eukaryota; Viridiplantae; Streptophyta; Magnoliopsida; Proteales; Nelumbonaceae.